AUGUCGCUCACGCACCCUACGCGGCGAGUCGCAGAGCUCAGGGAGGGGGCCUCCCUUUUACCGCCUCCUCAAGACCCUGAUUCGCAGCUCCCCAGUAGUAAACGGCUCCGUCUUGCAGAGCCUGGCAGUGUUUCUGAGGUGGAGUGGAGGCUUCCUUUGGUGCCUCGGUUGUCUGAGGUAGAAAGGGUCUGGGAGUUGCCACCGAGACCCUUCAAGGCGCCCCUUCUUUCAGCCAACGUGACUUUCGAUAACUCUACAGACUUGAGUGUGGAGAAAUCAGCCAGUGGGAAGCAGAUAUGCAGUCUGGGAUGCCGAAAUAGCAAAUAUGAGAUGAAUAGUUGUGUGCAGUCUCCCUCAUCACAAAGUUUUGAUUCCGGCUCGAGAACUCCCCGAAGUUCUUCUGAACCAGGACUGUCUGUUAGGGAGGUUUUCAGCGUGCACUGCAGUGAUAGAUCCCAAACAGAGGUCGGCCAGCUUUUCCCCAACGCCUCUUUACACGAUAUACAUGGAGCGAAAAAUGAGGAUGGAAGACAAUAUUUAGUUCAAGGGAGACACAGUCAGAAAAAUAAUUAUUUAAAACAGACGGAAAAUCUAUUUUUGGAUGUUACCUUUUACAAGGAAACUAAAUCGACACUUCACAAAAUUAAGAACAAAUAUAAAGCUGACAGUGUUAUGCCAUCAAACAAAAAAGAAAAUAACAUUUCAGCAUCUACGCUAAAAAUAUCAAAACCUCAACACCAGCCCAGCAUGGAAAUUGCCAAACCCAGCUAUUUUAGAGAUAGCAGCACAAUAAGCAUCUCUGAGUUUCCAACUGAUUUAAAUAGCAAAAUGUCCCCUGUCUAUUUAAAGGAAAUAGCAAAGAAGAAGAAUGACAAAAAUGAGACAUAUGUUAGGGAUUUCACAAACAUUUACUGGUCCCAAAAUAGAUCGAAUGUUAAGAAGCAAAAGUUACAGGAUGAUAAAAAAGUUGUGGAAGCAGAAAAUGUUUUUUCUGAAUGUUAUGAAAGUAAACAUCAGUCACUCAGCAACCGAAGUAUUUGUGUGAGAAAAAAAGACUCGAUCAGUGUACACUACUAUAAUCACAGUAGUAUUAAGUCUGAUGUAAGACACCCUGAAAAGAAUUUUACUACAAAACUUCAAAAUGCAAAUUGGGAAGAAGCAGAAACAUGCCUGGACAGUUACGUAUCUACCAGAUUAGAAAAAUUUCAAACCUGGGACUAUAAUAUUAGACACAUUUUGAGAGAAAAUAGAGAAAAUAGUUGGAUUAUGGAUAAUUAUAAAACUAACUGUGAAAAUAUGAAAAAAACUGGUAUCAAUUUGCUACACUUAUUAGAAAUAGAUCUUUUAAGCCAGGAAGAUUAUUAUAAUACGAAAUCUAUGAAUAUGCAUGAACAAUCAAAGCUGCUCAUGAUAGGAACACUGGGUAGCCAAAAAGCUUUAAUAACUUCUUUUUGGUUAAAUGCUAAAGGAGAAAACAAUAAUAUGGUACAGCUGAAAUAUUAUGCAACACAAAAAGACUUUAAUUUAAGCAAUAUUUUUGAGCAUUUCAUUACAAAAAGUUUUUAUUUCUGUAUAAGUAUUUCAGGAAAUGAAAAAGAUCAUAGUAUUUUAAGCUGGUAUGAAAUUUUGAAGUGUAUAAAGCAAAUUGAUGUUCAAAAUCUAAUAACUAGGAACAUAAAUGCCAAUAGAAAGAAUAACAUUUUAAGCAUAUAUUCACAAACCAAUGUUUCAGAACCUCUAAAUGUCACAUUGAAAACCAGCAUAGCUUCUUUGCUCAAUAACUUUGACUCUUUAACCACAAUUGAAUACGAUCCAAAAUUAGAAGAGGGAUGCAUUUUUAACUGGAUAGUGUAUUUGAAUUAUCCAAGAAAUAUUAUGGUGGAAAAUCAUAUUGUAUAUCUAGGAAAGACUUUAGAAAAGACUUUUCUAAGACUGUUAGAAUAUAAUGCAAAACCUAUGUUAGAGAAAAGAAAGCUAUUUGAAAGUGAACAAGUUUUUGAAGAGUCUAUGAAAAAAUCCAUCAGUUCCUUUAGUAUGGCAACUAAAAAUAUACAUUUUCCAAUUUUUGAAAUAUAUGAAAAAAUUCCUCUUUUAAUGGACUUUGAUGACAUGGAUGAAAUUUCUCUGACAAAAGAAAUUAGUUACAAGAAGAGUAAGAGCUGUCCUGAACAAGUCAUGGAUAUGGAAAAUUGGACUCACUGUAAUACAAAUACUGUUAAAACACAUGUAAAAUCUCUUACUCAAUUCAUACAGAACCAAGAAUACAUUAAUGAAAAAUUUUAUGAAAUCAAUAACCACAAUCAAGAUUUAGAUACUGAAAGAAAACAGGAGCAUAAUAAGAUCAGUAGCUUUAAUUUGAAGUCCAUAUUUGAAAAUUUCUUCAGUAUCAAUCAACAAGCCAUACUGACAAGCCACAACAUAAAACAUGGUGAACAAACCGAUUCCACAAUUAUAACUCAGACGUUAAAUUUUGGAAGUUUGCUCAGAAGUAACCUUGAAGGGAAAAAAGAUGACUUGAUUUGGAAGGAGGAAGAAAAAGUCACAGCACAAAGUUUAACAAACAGUUGCCAAGUUCAUAAAGAUAUUAAGAUUAAAAAGGAAGAGAAAAAUAGUUUUUAUUCAAUGGAUGGCAUGUUUUCUACGCAACCAGUUUCCUUAAAGAGUAAGAAAAUAAAUGUGGAAGAAACUAAAUACGUUAAUCAAAAUAAUCUAGCUGACAGAAAUGAAUAUGAGAGUAUUUUGCAAGAAAGUGAGUUAGCUAAUUCAAAGCAUUUUCAUCCAAAGAAUGACUCUACAGAAUGUGUUAACAAUCAAUUUGAAACUGAUUUGAGUNNAGGGAACAAUGAAUGUUUUCAGAAGUUAGCUGCCAAAUGUUUAUCAACAGAAAAUCUGACAAUAACCAAAGAUUUUGAGAUGAAGAGUAAAUUUGAUUUAGUACUUGAAGAACUUCGUAUGUUUCAUGAAAUUAGUAAGAAAAAUGAAAUUCUAAGCACUGUGGAAACAAACAAUGGGCAAGGAAAUUACUUUGGAGACAGUAAUGAUGUUGAGGAGGUAAAAAUGGAGAUAAAAAAAGAUUUGAAAAUGGGUACAGUCAACAAAAUAUGUGCCUCUUCUUUGCUCCAUAAUACUAUAUCAGAUCCUAACAUGCAUAAAAGGCACCAAAGUUUAUUUAAAUGGACAACAGUACCCAAAAACAGAGAACAGGAAGUUCCUAAUGAAUAUUGCUGUCCAAGAACAUCAGAGGAAGAAUUACUCUAUUCUAUUUCUGAGGAAGAUUGCGAGAAACCUUCACCUAAAAGACCUGCUUUUUGCUCUGAUGAAUUUAAGGAAGAAAAAUUUAAUUAUUUACUGAAGAGAGGUAGUAAUUUUUCACAUGGAAUUUCAAGAGUACUACCUCUUAAGACAUGCAGCCGACCAAUCAGAAUUGGUUUGUCAAGAAAAGCUAAGCUUAAACAACUUCAUCCCUACCUCAAAUAA
Messenger RNA from Pteropus alecto (black flying fox), 3477 nucleotides. It is a transcript of the gene RAD51AP2, whose product is annotated as RAD51 associated protein 2. The coding region runs from base 1 to 3477 and encodes 1158 amino acids. The transcript has 4 exons. The record is from RefSeq and is a predicted model, not a curated record. Lineage: Eukaryota; Metazoa; Chordata; Mammalia; Chiroptera; Pteropodidae.